This is a messenger RNA of Electrophorus electricus (electric eel), 752 nucleotides long. Its product is annotated as myosin light chain 5-like. NCBI's taxonomy places the organism in Eukaryota, Metazoa, Chordata, Actinopteri, Gymnotiformes, Gymnotidae. The record is from RefSeq and is a predicted model, not a curated record. Gene Ontology annotation, molecular function: calcium ion binding.
CAAGAAGAAAGAGGGAGGUGCCAAGCGUGCCCAGAGGGCUUCCUCUAAUGUCUUCUCCAUGUUUGAGCAGACUCAAAUCCAGGAAUUCAAGGAGGCUUUUACACUUAUUGAUCAAAAUAGGGACGGUUUCAUUGACAAGGAAGAUCUUAAAGACACAUAUGCAUCUCUUGGUAAACUGAAUGUCAAAGACAGUGAACUGGAAGACAUGCUUAAAGAAGCCACUGGUCCAGUCAAUUUCACUAUGUUCCUUAAUCUAUUUGGAGAAAAACUGCAUGGCACUGAUCCUGAAGAUACCCUGCUUAAUGCCUUCAAGAUGUUUGAUCCUGAUGCAAAAGGCUUUGUACAUAAAGAUGAAAUACAACACAUCCUAAUGACACAAGCAAACAAGUUUAGUGCAGAAGAGGUACGUCAGAUGUUUCAGUCCUCAAACAUCGACUCAGCAGGAAACCUGGACUACAAAUCGCUCUGUUACAUAAUCACACAUGGAGAGGAAAAGGAGGAGUGAGGACCGUGAGCAGAGAUCAGCACAUCACUGUUAAUACUGCCGACUCAUGCUGUCAUCAUCUAAUAAAAAUCAGUAGUGUGCCACUUUUUUCCACUUUAUUCCUUAAAAUGAGAGAAAUGCCUGAGAUUCUUCUGCUGAGCUUCCCAAAAAAAGAGGUUUCAUGGAUAGAAGAAACCAUUGUAAGUAUAUAUGAAAAUGAAAGGACUGGCCAAUAUUGUUACUGGAAUCAUGAAAAUCUGAAAAAUAA